This is a messenger RNA of Aspergillus ibericus CBS 121593, 3520 nucleotides long. RefSeq lists its product as uncharacterized. Gene Ontology annotation, molecular function: lipid binding. The record is from RefSeq and is a predicted model, not a curated record. The transcript is spliced from 12 exons. Lineage: Eukaryota; Fungi; Ascomycota; Eurotiomycetes; Eurotiales; Aspergillaceae. The coding region runs from base 373 to 3096 and encodes 907 amino acids.
CAGAUUUCGACCACCCUGCCAUCUACGCUCCACGCAGCUUUUGAACAAUCCGAUACCCCCUCUGUUCACAUUUCCCGUUCUCAACCAACCUCUGCUACGUAAUAAUACUAAUCCGUCCUCUGCAUCCUUCAUUCCGGAGAUACCCAGCGACGCGAUUGUCCAUCCCUUGUUGUCACUUGUCGGCCCCAAGACCGUCGCUUUUGUCUGCUUAUCAUCUUCACAUUGUGUACUCUAUCUUGCUUUGUUUGAAUUUCGGUCUGCCUUGCCGAAUUCUCACCCCGGAUCUUGGCCAGACGCCCUAUCCAAGUGGCUAGUGGUCCUUUGCGACAUCCCACCUCUCUACAUCCGAGUAAUUGAACUGUUCUCGCCGCAAUGCCUUCCAAAGCGGUCAAUUAUCCUUUGAACACCCAGCAAAAGGAGCAGGACAUCAACCAAAAGCUCCAGCUUUAUGGGAUCUAUCAAGCCUUCAAAAAUGGCAAGCUUCCAUCGAACAAACAAUGUGACGUUGCUUUGAACAGUGCUCUCACCUCCAAAGCCCUCACAUCGCCGUCCCAGGAACUUUCCGGUGAAGGCCAGGCUCUGGUCAAAGAUCUCCGAGAUGUUAUUGAACAAGCAAAGAGGCUUAUGCUAAGCAAGAACGAAGGCCAGCUCUUGCAGGAAUUUAUUUGGGAGGCACAGACCAUCUCCUCUGGGGAUACCGAGAAGCCAGGUGUGCCUGUAUCCAAGGACUCGGCCCAGCAAGAUGCGCAGGAAACCUUGGAGGGUCUAAAGACUCUUGGAAGGCUUCUGAUCACCAAUGGGGAAUUCCGAAAGCUGCUAAACGAUGCUAUGACCCUUGCACGUGAUAUGGCUGGCGAUGUUUCCCAAAAGGCUGCGGACCGGGUUAGGCCAUCGGCGGACCAGCUUGCUCAGAUUGACGAACCAGCCGAGGAGAAUGUAUGGCAUGAGCAGCCUGAUUUCUCAAAGCACAAGGAGCAAUUCAGAGCUCGUUUCAAGAGAAACAAAGACGAGGGUAAACAGGAAGUUGCCGAUACCACGGCCCAGGCUGCCACUGGUGGCCGAGAACCCACGUCAGUGUCAGAUGUUGACGCGCGUGCUGGUGUCGCUGCGGGAACCGAGAGGGCUCAGCAAAAGGUCUCGGAGAAUGUCCCCGAAGAGGCAAAGGGCCGUACUCGUGAAUACAGAGACAGGACCAAAAGCUACUUGUCAGAAAAGGUGCCUCAGGAGCGCCGAGAGCAAACCAUUUGGCGCUUGAAGAAGAUGGUCAUCGAAAUUCAGGGCCAUUCGGAUUACCAACAGGCGAUCCGAACCCUUUUGUCUAUGGCUGAAAAGUAUGGCGGCCAUACACGGAAUUUGUCUCAACAGGGUGCUGGCUCAGUUCAGGGCUUCAGAAGUGGAGAUAAGAUUCAGAGGAUGGAGACCAAUCUACGAACCUUGCUCGAGCGCUUCGCUAACAACACAUCCCUGGAUAACCUAUUUGACUCGCUAGACAAUAUCUAUCGGGAUGCGGACAGGGAUCCCGAGCUCAAGGGCUGGUUCAAAAACAUGGACACAUUCAUUAGAAAAACCCUGACAGAGCAAGGCUAUAUCAUGGACGAUGAUUGCACUCGCCAGUGGGAGCAAUUGACGGAUCAUGGUCGUUACCUGUUGCGUGACCGUUACAGAGACCAUACCGAUCGCAUUCUCGAUGAGAUGAAGUUCAUUGGCGACCAGUUCAAUAAAGACCCUCAAAACAAGGCCUUCGGAGACUCGGUGCAGAAGCUCUUCGAUGACCUUGGCCGCGACACGAGCGGUAAUGUUGCUUUCAAAAAGCAUCUCCUCAGAGACAUUAGAGAUGUUAUUCUGCCAGCAAUCCUUGAGGAUGUUCGAUAUGUCCCUGUUCCACGCAUCGAAGUGUCCGAUCCCUCAGCCGAUGUGGUCGUGGAAAACCUUGUCAUCGAAAGUGACAACCUAAUGCCCAACAUUGUGGAAUUUGGCAGCGACAACUACUUCCGAUGGGGACGCAAGAAGAUCAGCAACAAGAGAGAUAACAAGAUCAUGAUUUCGGUCUCUGGUAUCCAAGCUGACCUCAGAGAUGUGAGUUACUAUGUCAACAGAAAACAGGGAUUCCCUGCUAUCACAGACACUGGAGUCAUGGACAUCUUCCUGGGUGGUGAAGGCUUCGGGUUCAAAAUCGCAGCCUCUACCGCUCAAAAGGAAGAUCGGCAGAACUACAUCAAGGUAGACAAGGUGACCGUAAAGAUUGAUUCCUUCAACAUCAAGUUGAAACAAUCAAAGCACAAGACACUUUUCACCAUUUUCAAGCCAUUGUUGUUCCGUGUUGUCCGCCCAACCCUACAAAAGGUACUCGAGAAGCAGAUUCGGGAUGCUUUCGCCAAGGGAGACGCCUUUGCAUACGACAUCCACAGUGAGGCGAAGAAGGCACAAGAAGCUAGUAGUCAGGAUCCGGCAAACGCGCCAAACAUCUAUUCACGCUACCUGGAUGCCUUCCGUGCUCGAAACGAGGAUAAGAAACGGAAGGCGCAGGACAUUGCCCAGCGUGACACCAAGGUGCAGACGGCUACUACCCUCCAUGAGUCUCUUUUCCCGGAGAUCAAGCUCCCUGGUGGCAUCACCAGCAAGGCCACCGAGUACAAGGAGCUUGCGAUGAAGGGAGAACGCUGGGAAUCUCCCAUAUUCAGCAUCGGGAGCGCCUCGGAGUCCACCGAUAUCCCCAAGGCAGGCGAUAUUUCUCGCAAGCGAAGUUCACCCGCUGAGAAAGGCGGGGUUAACAGAGCAACACAAGAUGGAGUGACCAACGGCGGUGGUGUCACAAACGGUAGACACACCAAUGGAGGAGCGACCAACGGUACCACAGCUGUCACUGGAGCUCCAACAGUGACGAACGGACACGCAACAACCCUGGAUGGUCGAGCAACGAAUGGCAGACAUGCUGUUGCCGAGUCCAACGGACAUACCAAGGCAUAUGACCACGCAGCAGCAUCCCAGAAGUUCUCUGAUGAAGUCAGUCAAGCGUUUAGCAACGGAAAUGCCGGUGGUGGUGCUCGCACCACGGUCCCAGGGGCCGAAACCGCCUUCAAUCCCCAGACUGCAUAGGUUUGUGGCAGGUAAAACCAGUUGAGCAGAUGGUCAAACUAUUCACACCUUCCUUAUUCUUGUAUAAGAUACUCAACUAUCUCUUUUGUUAUUCGUCUGUCAUCUUGCCUGUAUUGUUUUCUUGAUACCUUGUUUAUGACCUUGUCGAUUUCAAUUAUCUUACCCUAAUCCUGUCAUUAGUAUGAGUGCACUAGUAGGUAAUGAUUAAUUUUUUCAUGUUGAUAUCCUUUGCUACACAAGCCUGGCUUUUGUAAGGACAACAGGCGCAGCCCUUGACAUCGCAUCCAGAAGAAAUCGGUCCCAGAAAACAUAUGGCCAGAUCAUUACCCCUUGUAUCGCUUCUAUACUCUAUGUAACUUCAACAAUUUGUCCCAUUCAUUCAUAACAUCCAUUACAUUUGCUCAAAGUACUUUUCCCAGCCGAG